CAGAAGUCAGAAUGUAAUGCAAGAAGAAAAGAUGUGGGUUGGAAGAAAGAAUGGCUUUUGAGUGUGGCCCACUUGUUUAGGAAAUUUGGUUAUAAAAAGAAAUGAAGAAUCAAGACAAGAGGGAGCCAUUGCACCAGUUGGAGGCUUUUGAAGGAGAGGACAAGAAUACUUGUGGCUUCUUGAAAGCUAAGAAAAGAGAACCAAUGGGGAGGAACUAAUCAAAGGUGUUGAAGAAUCACCUCAUAAAAAUAAGAUGGUGGUGAGCGAGGCAGCUGGGUCCUACAUCCUGGCCAUGAUCUGGAACUUCAGCUGUGAGCUCUAAUGCAGGUUACUAGAUGCUCUAAGCCUCAGUUUUCUCAUUAGUGGAAUGGGGUUGAUAAGAUUACCUACCUCACAUUGUUGCUGUGAGAUAAUGCAUACAUACAUGGAGCUUGGCUUGCUGCUUAGCCUACACUAUCCUUGGGUAGGAUCUCUGACCUGUGGUAAAUCUGGGCCAUUUAGCCAGUGAUGUCACAAUGCCCUACUAGACUCCAACUUCUCCACUAGGGAGUUCACGGAUCCUUUGGAGCCAAGGACUGCAGCUGACAUGCGAGAACUCUAUCAGCUGAGGGUUUCAUGAAUAUUCUCCUUUGCCAAGAUCUUGGUGAAUAGUCUUUCACUGUGCAUUUGUGUCUGAGAGAUUUUACUUUUUAUCAUGAUCGUGCUUGGCUGGAUGCUUUUUGUUGGACUUGCAUGUUACAUGGGUACAUUUCCAGAGUCCAUGCCUCCAACUCUGAAGUGGAGAGAGAGGUGGCCUGUUCAUCAGAGAAGGGCACGACUGAGGAACCGAGCUUUGGAUGAAGAUGUGAAACUGAACAAUGUGGAAGGGAUAUAAGUAUCCCCCAGGAGGGACCCCGGUGGAAAUAACCAAAGAUGAUCCUGGUGAAGUCAUGCAGCUCUGAAGCUCACCUGCCCAGCUGUACAGUUCCUGUUGUUGGUUUCCUAUAAAGUAAUUGCACAUUAAUUUGUCAUUUUAUGUAAAAAAUUUCCGCCCUUUUUAACUCCAAGACUUGGUAUUCUAUUAGCAAACAGUGAGAUGGAGUGUAGGUGGGGGGGAGGUAGGUAGUAGGGCUGGAUGGGAGAUGACAUCUUUGACUAAAUAACUAGUUUAAGUUGCUCUCGAUUUCUGUGUCCUUAAGGACAGAAACUAUAGCUCUUUAGACCCAUUUCCCAAGUAAUGCCUUUAUCCUACCUGGUUUCUGGGUCCAGGAUCCACUGGUGAAAGAAUGUUAUAAAUGGGUAGAUUGCAGCAACAUGAAGAUUAUAUUCUUUGAGGCUAUUUCUCUUCAUCCUUUUCACAGCUAUUAUCAAGAACCCAAAGCAUGCACCAUGUUUGGGAAGUCUCUCAAUAUUGGCUACUAGAUAAAUUUUACAUAUUUUAAUCCUUAUAACAGCCUUCUGAGCUAGAUACUAUCCUCAUUUACAAAAUGGCAAAAGUGAAGUUGAGAGGCUUUAGUGCCUGAGCAACCCACACAACUCGAGGUUGCACAAAGUUGAGAUCCAGGCCUCUCCUUUGCCUGCUUUUGUAUGACACAAAAAAGGAGCCAAACGAGUCAAAUGCAAAUGGAUAUUCAAGAGUUUCACUGCCUUCUGGCUCAAAUGUCUUCCUCACCUGAACAGCCAAGACAUUGAUGAUUCUUUUUGGAGUGAGUGCCAAAAUAGGCCACAUGUGUAUAAACCUAAUUGUUCAAUUUCAGUAUGAUGCAAGGAGAGGUGUUUAUGUGACCCAAGAUGGGUAAUCUAAGACCCAGGGUUUGAGCCCUAGGAUAUUCCUAAUAUGUCGUUUUAAAAAAUGGUUUGGAGCUUUUAGAUUCAGACUCUAAAAGAGGGGAAAACCUCACAAGAGCAAAUACUUUAAAAACAAGCUAUAUGGAACUGUUCCCUUUCUGUGGCUGCUCCAGGAAGACUGAUAGUUCCAUUGUUCUAAAGUGCAACCCUACCAGCAAAGUACAUCUUUUGGCAAUAUAGUCAAUUUUGUUGACUAUUUGACACGGUUGCUGAACUAUUUUUAAGGGACUCUAUGCACUGAAUGGACUGCCCUCUUUUUACGCAAAGAAAAGUAGAUUCAAAACCCAUCAGCAAUACUUGGUUAAGUUCUGAAUCUAGCAUACUAGUAUCUUAUACUUCUUGACCUUGAUGCAACACAUUAAGUGUAUGGAUCCUUUGACUGCAUGGCUGUGCUUACUUUCCUCACAUAUAUUCCUAAGGACUCACUUCCUCAGCCAUGGCAGGCUCUUUUCUAUAUAGACAAUCAGAACCUGCUCAAGUUUUCCUGACAAGAGGAAAUAUAUAUCCAGUUCUACUUCCCUCGGUUCCCAGAGCAUACCUCCAAACAAUUCUACAAGUUGGCUUUGUGAUGGUGGGACAGUACCCUAAGUAGGUGGUUGGGCAGAGGGUAGGUAUCAAUGACAGGGGCUGAGCAGACAUGAACGUGUAAGAGAGAAUGACCAGAGGCCUGUGUUUAAGGAGGCAAACCGUAUUUCUGAGGCUAAUGAGUAUGCUGGGAUUUCUAACUAGAAAAAUAUUCCAGGUGAUGAGAUAAGGAAUAUCUGAAUUUUGGUAAAUAAAUGCAAAUCAGUGGAAAAUAUCAAUAAAAUAUUUUUAAUGCCUACAAUUUCUUUUACACAUAAGUUGCAAAACUUUUACCUGUAUAUGCAAAAGUAGAUUCUCUUGCAAGUCAACAGCACCAGAAAACAAGCUAAACUAUUAAAUUUUUUUAACUUGAUUUAUCCAUUCUAUAAAAAGACAUGGAUUUAAUAACUUCAAAGAAAUCUAGUUCCCGCUCGUUAAUUAUACACUAAACACUUGAAUAUUUCAUUACAUCCACUCACAAAAUAAAUAGUCUAAUAUAUCCAGUACAUUGAAAAUAAAACAACCAGUCUUUCUUCAUAUAUUCUCUUUCUAAACAUGUUUUGGUCUCCUGCUAUAUCUCAGAAAAGUACUAAUAGCUGCUUUUAAAUUACAAAAUACAAAACCGUUAAUUAUUUCUUAGAGAAAAUCUUGGGGAUCAUAUUUAAAAAAAUGAAAUUCCAAGUUCCCAUAGACUUUCUUUUUGUUAACAGUCUUUGAAUCUUCUCACGGCACACAUGUAAGGCUGCCUGUGACAUGUGGAACCCUGGCCUCCCAAUGGACAUAACUGCAUUUAUACUUUAGAGAAAAUACAAAGACAAAUUUUCUGAAAGUAGCCUUAAAAGUGCCCCUUGCUUUGACAUAGCAACAUCAGAAGCAAGUGGGACUGUGCAAUCAGAGCCAUGUGAGUUUUAUGAAAACUACUUUCCUUUCACAUCAUCUGUUAGAGAAUGCUGCAUCCAUGAUCAUAUAACAUUACCAUCGUGAGAUAACAUUACUACAUUCGUGAAUUAACAUUACCCAAUAAAAGGCACAUUUUCAAAUAUUGAAUUAAUAAAAUCUGAAAAUCAGAACAGUAGAGGAUACAUUAAAAAUCAAGCACUUAAUUUGUAAACCUUGAUAAAAUAACAGCCUAUUCCAGUUUCUUCAAAGGCUUGUGAGCUUUUUUACUAAUUGGGAAUUGCAGAACAAAAUGGAAGACGAUUUAGAAAGGCCAAGAUAAAUUUAAGACUCGGAACUUUAAAGAAAAAGUUACAAAGUACCCUUUUAUAAUGUUGAGUUGAAUAAUACAAAAAUCGACAUCUGUACUACAGAAGAAAUGUACUCAGAAGUGAUAGACAACAUAGACAUAACCUGACUCUUCCUACCAAAUUCUGGAAUGUCUAUCUAGCACAGGUUGCCUCUGUACAAAUAACUGUACAAUAUCAAGUAAAGUGCUAGCAAACCUUAAGCUUCCAGAAAUCUUUCAGCUAUGACAAGCACUUACAAUUGUAGAUUACAGACAUGUGUCUGAAUAU
This is a messenger RNA of Talpa occidentalis (Iberian mole), 3905 nucleotides long. It is a transcript of the gene MISFA, whose product is annotated as mitochondrial sheath formation associated. NCBI's taxonomy places the organism in Eukaryota, Metazoa, Chordata, Mammalia, Eulipotyphla, Talpidae. The record is from RefSeq and is a predicted model, not a curated record. The coding region runs from base 695 to 874 and encodes 59 amino acids. The transcript has 4 exons.